UCCUGGUAUUAGUCUGUGUCAGUCUGGAAAUGUAGCACUGGGUGGUGAAGCAAGGAUCUCUCCUAGCCUGGCAAAGCUAGAUUUCUUUUUCAUUUGUUGUGUGGAAAUUUGAGGUUCUCCUUAAUGGUUAUAAGGACAACAAACGUAAUGGAAUUUCAAUCCAGGAUUCACCCAGAUAUUCCAGAGAAUGGAGAAAUGCCAGCCAUGGAUGUUGUCAGUAAUUGUGUUCCACAGGAAAGUGGCACAGAAGAUGAAAAGCCAGUUUCAAACUUGCAGCGAAGACGCAGUGAUGUCAAAGUUUACAAGGAAAUAUGUGACUUCUAUGCAAGAUUCAACAUGGCGAAUGCGCUCGCAAAUGCGAUCUGUGAACGUUGCCGGGCAGGGUUUGCACCCGCUGAAAAGAUUGUGAACAGCAAUGGGGAACUGUACCAUGAGCAGUGCUUUGUAUGCGCUCAGUGCUUCCAGCAAUUCCCAGAGGGGCUUUUUUAUGAGUUUGAAGGAAGGAAAUAUUGUGAACAUGAUUUCCAAAUGCUCUUUGCCCCCUGCUGCCAUCAGUGUGGUGAAUUCAUCAUUGGUCGUGUUAUUAAAGCAAUGAAUAAUAGCUGGCACCCAGAGUGCUUCCGCUGUGAUCUUUGUCAGCAAGUUCUGGCAGACAUUGGAUUUGUUAAGAAUGCAGGCAGGCACCUUUGCCGCCCCUGUCACAACCGAGAAAAAGCCAGAGGUCUGGGCAAGUACAUUUGCCAGAAGUGCCAUGCUAUAAUUGAAGAUAAUCCUCUGAUAUUCAAGAAUGAUCCCUAUCACCCAGAUCAUUUCAACUGUGCCAACUGCGGAAAAGAGCUAACCGCUGAUGCUCGUGAAUUGAAAGGGGAGUUAUAUUGUCUGCCAUGUCAUGACAAAAUGGGGGUUCCUAUAUGUGGAGCUUGCAGAAGACCAAUUGAAGGACGAGUGGUCAAUGCCAUGGGAAAACAAUGGCAUGUGGAGCAUUUUGUUUGUGCGAAGUGUGAAAAGCCUUUCCUUGGCCAUCGUCAUUAUGAGAGGAAGGGACUAGCUUACUGCGAGACUCAUUACAACCAGCUUUUCGGAGAUGUUUGCUUUCAUUGCAACCGUGUAAUUGAGGGGGAUGUUGUAUCUGCUUUGAACAAAGCAUGGUGUGUCAAUUGUUUCGCAUGUUCCACCUGCAACACAAAGUUAACUCUUAAGAACAAAUUUGUGGAGUUUGACAUGAAGCCUGUCUGUAAGAAAUGCUACGAGAAGUUCCCUCUCGAGUUAAAGAAACGGCUUAAGAAACUCUCAGAGACCUUAGCAAGAAAAUAAACAAGUUACCAUCCUGGCCUGUGGAAUGGGAAUCUCCGACCAGCGAACAACAAGCUUGUUAAGCAUUUACUAUGGAUCUUACUUGACUAUGUUCUGUUCACUGAGGCUGUCUGCACUAACCUUCACAGCAACAUAUUUAUCUGCAUGAAUAAUGCAUUAACUACCGUGCACAGAAUAUGUAUUCUUUCACCCCAUCCUCUAAAGUAUACUACUUUGUUCCUUCUGUGGUACUUGCCCCACUGUGUCUUGUGGAGAGUCGCUGUGGCCUUAUAAUUCCUUGAGGGUUAAAAUAAGAUUACCCAGUUCAAUUUGAGAUUUUAAUAUAAAUAAAUAUAUUGUGUGACCUGCACAGGGACAGAAUUGAUCUGCUUACGAAUCUGUCAUGCAGAGUUCUAUACCGUAUAGAAUACUAUUCUCUUGGAGUAACUAGCAAUCCCUUACGUAUCCAGUUUGUGAGCUAAACAGCUUUUAAAAACUUAAAACCGAUAUUGGAAUGUUUUUGCCAAAAAGGCAUAUUCACUUUCUGGAGCUUUCAAUAAUGCUUAGACAUAAAGUAUUAUCAAAGUACACAUGUAUUAGGUCAAUCAUUUCAAAAGCAUUGCACAAUUUUUUUACUGUAAAUGUUUAUACCAUUCAUAACAUGCAUACAAAAGCUGGACGGCAGCUAGAGGCAUAGUAAACAUUACUAGAAAAAAAGCAGGUUCAUGUGACAUCUUUGGUCUGAUACAGAUCAUGGCAAAUAUAGAUAUAUACAGUAUAUGUAUGUGUUAGUGUAUAUGUACUAUAUAUAUAUAUAUAUAUAUAUAUAUAUAUAUAUAUAUAUAUAUAUAUAUAUAUAUAUAUAUAUAUAUAUAUAUAUAUAUAUAUAUAUAUAUAUACAACCAAAUAUGCACAAAUCAGAGCAGUAUAUAGUGUCCUGAAAGUACUUGCACAACCAAUGCAGAACUAGUGCCUUCUCCUUCAAUAUGGAAAUCAUAUACAUCUCUAGUUGCAAUCACUGUGAUACCAUAAAAGGGAAUAGCAGAAUGGAAAUCAUACAGAGUAACACUGAUAUCUACUUGAAUAACACUUCAGUAACAUUUCCUUCUGUGCAUGAUUACUUUUUUUGUGCUUAUUUUGUGCCUUAUCCUUUUAUUUGAAUCUAACAGACUUGUACUCACUGUUUAUAUAUUUAGACAUUUAUGCAAACAUGAGCUUUUUUGUUCUAUUAUAUGCAGUAAACACAUACUGCUCAUUCCCAAGGGCAGUUUACUUAACAUUGAACAUAUUCCUUAUUUUAUUUCAACUUAUAGACAAACUUAUAUUUAGCCAUGAGUUUAUACUGAACACAUAUCCUAUACUUUUAUGUAAGAUAAAUGUUACACUUUUUUAAUAAAUCUAUUGUUACUUGUGCAGAUGUUGAGACAACCAGCAGUAAAGAAAGGAACAUAGCUGUCUAUAUUUCUGUCACAAUGUAAAAACUUGUGUAAGCAGAAUCCUUUUUAAAGGAAUUUAACAAACAAUUCACAUCUUGCUUGUCAAAAAUAUCCUCAGGUUAUAAUAUAAAAACCUUAUUGACUAAAAGAUUUAAAACAUGUUUAAUAAAGUAUAUUGAAAAGUA
Molecule: messenger RNA, 2914 nt
Organism: Bombina bombina (fire-bellied toad)
Lineage: Eukaryota; Metazoa; Chordata; Amphibia; Anura; Bombinatoridae
Gene: LIMS1
Product: LIM zinc finger domain containing 1
Exons: 10
Coding region: 124-1314 (396 amino acids)
Biological process (GO): cell-cell adhesion; positive regulation of substrate adhesion-dependent cell spreading; positive regulation of integrin-mediated signaling pathway
Cellular component (GO): cell-cell junction; cytoplasm; focal adhesion
Source: RefSeq, a predicted model, not a curated record